Messenger RNA from Anoplopoma fimbria (sablefish), 4670 nucleotides. It is a transcript of the gene clcn7, whose product is annotated as chloride channel 7. The transcript is spliced from 25 exons. Gene Ontology annotation, biological process: chloride transport; transmembrane transport. Gene Ontology annotation, molecular function: voltage-gated chloride channel activity. The record is from RefSeq and is a predicted model, not a curated record. Gene Ontology annotation, cellular component: lysosomal membrane; intracellular membrane-bounded organelle. Lineage: Eukaryota; Metazoa; Chordata; Actinopteri; Perciformes; Anoplopomatidae. The coding region runs from base 131 to 2530 and encodes 799 amino acids.
UGGCGAGCCGUACACCGCAUCACGAGUCAGAUGAGUGAUCAUGGGGAGAAUAACAGAUCUUAGCCAGCAAUAACAGUCAUUUAUGCAAUAAAUAAGCAACAUUUAGGGCGGCGAGCUACUGGAGGACACCAUGGCGAACAUCACGAAGAAAGUGUCGUGGUCCAGCCGGGCAGAGGAGUCCGGAGCGGCCGGGGAGGGGACGCCGCUGCUCAAUGGCUCCGAGCAGCCCAGGCUCUCCAGACAGCUAUCGGGAGGAGGCAGUAUAUUUCAGAUAGGCAGACUCAGCACGGUGGAUUUGGAGGAGGAGAUAUCGUCGGAGGAGGACUCUCUUAGGGGGCGGCCUAAAGAGAUCCCUCACAACGAGAAGCUGCUGUCACUUAAAUUUGAGAGUCUGGACUAUGAUAACAUUGAGAACCAGCUGUUUCUGGAGGAGGAGAGGAGGAUGAGUUACAUGGGUUUCCGCUGUCUGGAGAUCAGUCGCUGGGUGGUCUGUGGUCUAAUCGGCUUUCUGACCGGCCUCAUCGCCUGUUUCAUAGACAUCGUGGUGGAGGAAAUGGCCGGGAUCAAAUACAGAGUGGUCAAAGAGAACAUAGAGAAGUUCACAGAGGUGGGCGGCCUGUCGAUCUCCCUCAUCCUCUGGGUUUCCAUCAACUCCGUCUUUGUCAUGGUGGGGGCCAUCAUCGUUGCAUGUUUCGAGCCCAUAGCAGCAGGAAGUGGCAUUCCUCAGAUAAAAUGUUAUCUGAACGGAGUCAAGAUUCCCAGGGUGGUACGACUGAAGACGCUGGUGGUUAAAGUGUGCGGUGUUAUCUGUUCAGUGGUUGGCGGUCUGGCUGUCGGAAAGGAAGGUCCCAUGAUUCACUCUGGUGCUGUUGUAGCUGCCGGGGUCUCACAGGGCAGGAGCACCUCUUUAAAGAGAGACUUCAAGAUGUUUGAAUAUUUCCGGAGGGACACCGAAAAACGUGACUUUGUGUCUGCUGGAGCUGCUGCCGGAGUUUCAGCUGCUUUCGGAGCACCAGUCGGCGGCGUUCUGUUCUCUCUGGAGGAGGGAGCUUCUUUCUGGAACCAGAUGCUGACGUGGAGGAUAUUCUUUGCCUCCAUGAUCUCCACCUUCACCCUCAACUUCUUCCUCAGUAUCUACCACAAAAAUGCAGGAGACCUUUCCAACCCGGGUCUCAUCAACUUUGGGCGCUUUGAGAAUGAUAGUGUGGCCUACAACCUCUAUGAGAUUCCCUUGUUCAUCGCUAUGGGAGCUAUAGGUGGGUUACUGGGAGCUCUGUUCAACAAGCUCAACUACUGGCUGACCAUCUUCAGGAUCAGGUAUGUUCAUCGCCCUGGUCUCCAAGUGAUGGAGGCCAUGCUGGUUGCUGCAGUGACCGCGACAGUUUCCUUCACCAUGAUAUACUUCUCUAAUGACUGUCAACCUCUGGGGCCUGAACACACUGAGGAGUACCCACUGCAGUUGUUCUGUGCAGAUGGGGAGUAUAACUCCAUGGCAACGGCCUUCUUCAACACUCCAGAGAGAAGUGUUCGCAGCCUCUUCCACAACCAGCCAGGAACCUACAAUCCGUUGACCCUGGGUUUGUUCACCUUGACUUAUUUCUUCCUGGCGUGUUGGACCUACGGCCUGGCGGUGUCUGCUGGAGUCUUCAUCCCGUCUCUGCUAAUAGGAGCGGCCUGGGGGAGAUUGUUUGGAAUCCUGCUCGCCUCCCUCACCCCCACCGACCCUAUCUGGGCUGACCCUGGUAAAUAUGCCCUGAUUGGAGCUGCAGCUCAGUUAGGCGGCAUCGUGAGGAUGACUCUCAGUUUGACCGUCAUCAUGGUGGAGGCUACAGGAAAUGUCACGUACGGUCUUCCCAUCAUGCUCGUCCUCAUGACGUCCAAGAUAGUAGGAGAUUAUUUUGUAGAGGGUCUAUAUGACAUCCACAUCAAGCUGCAGAGCGUUCCCUUCCUUCACUGGGAGGCUCCGGCCACCUCCCACUGGUUGACCGCCAGAGAGGUGAUGAGUUCCCCGGUCACCUGUUUGAACAGGAUAGAGAAGGUGGGAACCAUCGUGGACGUCCUUAGCAACACGUCGACCAAUCACAACGGCUUUCCGGUCGUCAUGCAGGGCGCUGGUGGUGAAGAGCCAGCGAAGCUCUGCGGCCUCAUCCUCCGCUCUCAGCUCAUUGUUCUCCUCAAGCACAAGGUGUUUGUGGAGCUGGCCCGGUCCCGGCUGACUCUGAGGAAGCUCCAGCUGAAGGACUUCAGGGACGCGUAUCCCCGCUUCCCCCCGAUCCAGAGCAUCCACGUCUCCCAGGACGAGAGGGAGUGUAUGAUGGACCUCACUGAGUUCAUGAACGCAACGCCCUACACUGUACCACAGGACACUUCUCUGCCUCGUGUGUUUAAGCUGUUCAGAGCGCUGGGACUCCGACACCUGGUGGUAGUGGACGACGAGAACAGGGUGGUUGGACUGGUGACCAGGAAAGACUUGGCCAGAUAUCACCUGGGCAAACAUGGACUGGAGGAGCUUCAGCUGGCCCAGACAUAGUACACACACACACACACACACACACACACACACACACACACACACACACACACACACACACACAUAAACACACACACACAUAAACACACACUGACACGCAGAGCCAUGAACUAUGACCACCUGAUGUCUUGUAAGCUGUGUUGUCCUAUGCAGGACACCAUCAAAGGCCCCAAGAGGUCUUUAUCAAUCUUUUGAUGCCAAAAUGGUCACCAUGACGACACAAGGAAACUUCACCUACAGGCCUGUGUCAUCAACAAACAGACACAUUUAAAUGUCAAACAAGUAAUGUAAAAACUGGAAUAUAAACGCACAAAUUCACUCUGUUUGUUGUGUUCACACCAAACGAGAAGCAAAUCUUUCGCCUCAAGUUUCCACGUCUCACCAACUAUGGCCGAAAUAACUAUUGCUGCUUUCUAGAUGUUGUGGGAGUCCCCGAUACGUUGGAAAAACCAAACGGCACCCUUCAUAGCAUCAUCCAGAGGCGCUUAGUAAAUUAUUAUUACUUAUUAUUCACUUUAUCUAGCAAGCUACAUUCUUUUCACUGUUUUCUGAGUGGAGUUCAGAUGAAUUGGUGCUAGGCUAUGCUAUAAUUUCAGCUGCUCCAUAAACACUCAAAAAUAACGUCAUCAAGGCAUAAAUACGGCAGCGACAUGACCGUUUACAGUAUUGUGUCAUCUAUGUUUUAUACAUAUACAUUCAUACACAGAGUUUUGACAUAAUGCUCUGGGUGAACAUAGACGAUCAGUAUUUUUUUGCGUUGUAGGAGGAGAAGAUUAAUGCUGACUGGCUUUUUGCAACACAGCGUCACAAGAAUUUCUUGCUCGAGUUGAAAUAUUUUCAGGUGCAAACUCACGUCUUUGCAUUGACUUUUCAUUUAAACGCACCAUGCAAAAAGUUUGCUUUACGUUUGGUGUAAACACAGCACUACAUCUGAGUGGGAUGAUUUACUUUGAAAGGAUUCUGACUUCCAUUCUUGUUAUCACAGUUUGUUUGGGGGCUGCACGGGGCUUUGGUACACUUUUGUUCUUUUGUUUGUAUUCAAAUAAUAUGUCAUGGACACAAAAGUAAGAAAAUAUUUGCCUUUAUUGGAGGAAUACUUCCUCUGCUUAUACGUUUUCACGGAACUUACUCCAGAUAUUUAAUGUAUGGGGUAAAAGUUAAAUCAGAAUGACAGGAUCUUUUCAAAAUAAAACAACCUCUUUGCCAGCUGGAAGAUGAUGUUUGAUCUGCAUUAGCUGGUAAAAAGAAAACACUCUGCUUUGUUUUGUUCAUACUCUGUUCUUAUUCUGUCUCCUCAACGUCACAUUAACAUUAUGAAGUGAAACAUUUUCAAAUAAUUCAGAUGAUUGCUCUCUUUGUCUUACUGUUAAACUAAACGAGACAUUUAAAGUGAUUUUGAGCGAGUGUUCAUGGUUUGUAGUAACUGACCAUUUAAGUCUUCCCGAGACAAGUUUUUUUUAUUUUCUGUUGUUGUGUAGUUUUGCACUGAGCGAAUGCUGUUAUUUAUUGUUGAAUAUUUUUAAGUGUGUGGUCCGGGCUCCCGUUUGGUAAGACAGAGUUUUCACAUUUCCCAUAAUUCAAGAUUCAAAACGUUUGAAGAGAGAGGAGACACAAUGGCCGCCUGAUAUUUUUUAAUGUUUUGGACACAAGAAAGAUGUGUUCCUUCUCUUGUCAGCUUUACUGAUCAUAUAUAUAUUUGUACUACUGUCAGUAAAAACAUUGAUACUCACAGGUACCAACAUCAUUUUUAACACCUCCAAAUAUUUGCACUUUGGCCUACUACGGAAAUAAAACAAACUUAUUUUGUAAGAUACAUAAUAAGUGUCCCUCAUGAAGCUAUAUAUGAAUGUAAACCGCUGUUUACCGCAGAUCCUCUGUUUAAUCGAUUUAUUCCUGAGUUACUCGAGUCAGAUUACCAACCAUAACAUAGAUUAUAAUAGACUUAUUUAAAUUUGUCAGUUUGUAAAUCUAACAUUUCUUCAAUUAUCAUUAUUUUGUUUCUUUGUGCACUUCAUUGGAUUUACUCUGAUUUUGUCUCCGUUGUGGUUUUUGUUUUGAUGUACGGUUCUAGAUGUUAAAACAUGGACUAUGCUCUAUUUUAUAACCACUGGAUAAGCCUUUUGUGAAUAAAUAAAAAUUG